AUGGGAAACAAAAGGCUAUGUGGUGGUAUACUUCUGCUAGGAUUGCCGCAACGCCGAUGCAUCUCCAAUCAAUCUAAGACAGAAUUAUUUCCAUGGCGGAAAGUACUUACAUCAAUUGCUAUUGGGGGAGUUACCGGACUUGGCUUACUCUUGUGCUUUGUGCUUCUUUAUUUAUCAAAAAAAGCAUUGCUCUCUGUGCUUCUUUAUCCAUCAAGAAAAGCAAGAGUGAAGCCAACUUCAGGAUCAGCAUGGGGGAUUUCACUCUUGAAAGUGUCAUAUGCCGAUCUCCUCAAAGCAACUAAUGGUUUAUCUUCUCGGAAUUUGAUUGGUGCUGGUAGUUUUGGUUCUCUGUACAGGGGAAUUCUCAACGAGGAAGAAAGAAUUGUUGCAGCCGAAGUACUCAAUGUUCAGAGUUCAAGAGAAAGCUUUAUAGCUGAAAGUGAAACCUUGAAAAACAUUAGGCACCGAAAUCUUGUCAAACUAUUGACCGCGUGUGCAAGUAUCGAUUUUCAAGGAAACGAUUUCAAGGCUUUGGUUUAUGAAUUCAUGAUGAAUUGUAGUCUAGAAGAGUGGCUGCACAUUUCAGCUGGCAGAGUAGCUGGGGCAUUUGAAUCCCAAACCCAAAAUGGCAGCCUACAAGUGCAUACAAUUUAA
Molecule: messenger RNA, 654 nt
Organism: Prunus armeniaca (apricot)
Lineage: Eukaryota; Viridiplantae; Streptophyta; Magnoliopsida; Rosales; Rosaceae
Source: the annotation of a GenBank genome assembly